This is a messenger RNA of Gryllus bimaculatus (two-spotted cricket), 2506 nucleotides long. The record is from the annotation of a GenBank genome assembly. NCBI's taxonomy places the organism in Eukaryota, Metazoa, Arthropoda, Insecta, Orthoptera, Gryllidae.
UAUAGUUUGUAUUGUUCGUUCACAAUUUGCACACACUUUUGUAGUAUUAAACAAAGAACAUAUAAUAAUAUGAAAUAUUUGUGUAAAUAUCUAUAAUCGCCUUGAAGCGCCGACAGUAAUUAUGAUUCUAAAUUCCCGCGAUGUCAAUACGUAGGUCAAACUAGUGACUGAUAACUGACACUGCUGUAGUGUGUAUUCCACAGACCUCAUCGGCAUGUUUAUUAUUCCCUGGGUUUUGAGUGUUUAGGUAGGUCAAGGUACUGUGUUUAAAUGUGUGAAGAUUAACUAUUAAAUUUAUUUACGAUAAAUAAAUGAUGUCUGUGCUGGAAAAGAAACAGUGUUAAUUCUGAAAGUGACAUAUGAACUCUCGUGGAGGUCAACGCCAACGGUCUGAACGCGCCCAAUUUUGGACCGCUCGAAAACAUAGCUCAAUUCAAUAAAAUAGUUAUAUAUGGUUAAUUAUUUCAUUUUAAAAAAUGUGUCACAGUUUUCUGCCGUGUGUUGUGUCAAUGGAAUGUCUCUUGCAGUUGUAAGAAAAUUCACCCCAGUUCCAUAUUUCAGAAUCAAAGGUUAUGGUGUUAUUUCAUAAUCAGACCCCCACGUUCUUGCUUGCUGUAGGUUGUUUGAGCGUAACGUUCUUCUCUGCAAUGGCGUGGAGAUCUCACGGAAAAAACAAUGCCGAUAUGGUCCGUAAUUUAAAAGCCAAUGGCAUUAUUAGAAGUUCAGGAGUGGAGAAUGUUAUGUUAAAGGUGGAUCGAGGAAAAUAUGCAAAGUACAACCCGUACAUGGAUGCUCCUCAAGGAAUUGGUUAUGGAGUUACAAUAAGUGCACCUCACAUGCAUGCACAUGCCUUGGAGUUGCUGAAAGAUCAUUUGACCGAGGGUGAACAUGCUCUAGAUGUUGGUUCUGGCUCAGGCUAUCUCACAGUGUGUAUGGCAUUGAUGGUUGGGGAAUCAGGUCGAGCUGUUGGCAUCGACCACAUCCCCGAACUAGUGGAGUGGUCCCGAGAGAACGUUGCAAAAGACCAGCCAUCAUUGUUGACAUCAGGUCGUGUGAAGCUCAUUGUUGGGGAUGGCCGUAAAGGAUACGAAGCUGAUGGUCCUUACAAUGCUAUUCACGUUGGUGCAGCUGCUCCAAAUCUUCCAGAGGCUUUGGUGGCACAGCUGAAACCUGGUGGUCGACUCGUGGUGCCCAUAGGACCAGAGGGAGGCUCACAGCAAUUAGAGCAAAUUGACAAGCUUCCUGACGGCACCGUGCGACGCACACCCCUUAUGGGAGUGGUGUACGUGCCCUUGACGGACAAGGAUCAUCAAUGGCCCAGCAGGCCCAAUGUUGAAGGACUUUGAAUCAAAAUUCAAACUGAGAAAUAAUGAAAAUGUACAAGGACUCUCUUCAUGUAAGGUGGCUAGUUUGGCUGUGAAUGAAAGAUUUAUCAUAGUUUCUGUAUUAUCUUGAAUAAAUCUUUUUCGUGUAUUGAGUGUUUACUGUUUGGCCAACAAUGAAAGAUUCGUAAUGGUUUUUGUAUUAUCUGGAAUAAAUCUUUUGGAACUAUUGAGUAUUUACUUUGAAGAGAAAUUGUUUGUUGAUAUGUUAAUAUAGUUUUAGAAAACAAAAGAAUUAUUGAUUUCUUUAUUAGUAAUUGUUUUUCGGGAUAAUUCUCUUCUAAACCAAAUGUAUGUAUACAUAAAAAUAGUCACAUGCAAUCGUCUGUUCUCUUUUUAUUUAAUGCAACUUUUUAUACUGAAAGGAGCCCACAUCAGUGGAAUCAAAAUUAGGCACGCAAAGAUUUUGUAUUACUGCCAAUGAUGAUUAUAAUAAUACAAAUGAUGUUUGGCUGUUCAAAGAAUUGGCUGAUCAGGGGAAUCAAACCCUGAUCUUCUGUAAUAUACCCAGUUGCUCCAGACUCAUUGAAAACUGAAAAUUGAAACUUCUGAAACAGUCAAAUCUUUGAACAGCAUUUAGGAGUUAAGAGCCCCUUGUACUGUUACAGUUGGCAUUUCAACACUUGACUACAGUCGAAAGCUUAGCAAUUGUGAAGGAAUGUUUCCCGUUACGCAACUGCCAACUACUGACCACCGGUGUACUGCAUAGCUUCUUAGCAAAUGAACGAGCUGUGAGCGCCGCGAAACAAAACCGCGAGUCGGGGCGCCGCGCCAUCGCGUGUGGAGUGCUGACGCUGGGCCUUCUGUGUCAGGUGCUGCGCGGCGUCUUGACUCUGUGUGUGUGAGAGAGAGAGAGUCCUCGCCCGCCCGCCCCCCUACCAUCGGCCGCUUGAGAGCCAACGCGAUGUCGACCACCACCACCACCACCACCAUCAACAUCGCGGCCAUCGCACAAGCCUCCUCACCACUGUAAUCUACGACGUCACGGCGUGUUAGGCAACGUGUUUCUUCUAUGUUUAAGCCUGUGUGACACACACGAGCGUUGGCGUUGAUGCGCGUCAGCUGGCGUCGACGUGCGUCGCUGCUUGAGCACACGAGUGGCUUAACGCGGGUUGCGGAUUAAC